Messenger RNA from Pipistrellus kuhlii (Kuhl's pipistrelle), 2752 nucleotides. Its product is annotated as translation initiation factor IF-2-like. The coding region runs from base 119 to 1150 and encodes 343 amino acids. NCBI's taxonomy places the organism in Eukaryota, Metazoa, Chordata, Mammalia, Chiroptera, Vespertilionidae. The record is from RefSeq and is a predicted model, not a curated record. The transcript is spliced from 2 exons.
GAAAAAACAAACACCAGGUGAUAGGUUCGUCCUCAGGACCACGUUUGGCUACGUCUAAAACGUGGUAUUUUGCAGGAGGAAGGGCAAAACGCUGGAGAGGGGGUGGUGGAGGAGCGCCAUGGGGGACCGGGAAGGGGGGGAGCACGAGAAGGAUCUAGCGAUUGCAACGCCCCAGCAGAGCCCCAGGCCGGUGGCGCGGGAGGGCACACCCAUCGGGCCCCCUAGCGCCUCUGAGGGUGCUGGGGCCGCCUCCCCCAGCUGCCUCCACGUCCAGGCCCGUCGGGGUGAUGGCGCAAGGCUCUGCCUCCCGCCCCCCUCUCCCCCCGCCCGCAGCGACAGCAGCCGCGGUGACAAAAUGGCAGCCCGGCGGUCGUGCCACGAGCGAGCGGGGCCCUGGCGGCCGCCCCUGCCCCCCAAUAAUGCCUCGGCGCCCUUGGGGGCUCGGCCUCGGGCGGGUCUGGCUGUUAAAAAAAAUAAUAAAACACCUCGAGCUCCGAACCAGCUCCGGACGCCCCACGGCCGGCCCCGGGGACCCAGCCCAGGCGCCCGCGCCCCGGCCGGCCAGCACCGGCCCGCGCCCUCCGCCGGGGCCGCGGGGAGCCGGGCGCCGCAUGGGGGCCCCGCCGGCCGCGGAGGGGGAGGGGCGGGGCGGGCCGGGCGCCGGGAAACAUGGCUGCUCGUCCAGUUCCAGCGGCGCGGCGCGGCGGCCGCGGCCGCGGCCCCGGAGCGGAGUUGGGAGAGGCUCGCCAGAGGCUCCCGCGCCGGCGGAAUUCAAUCAAUAAACCCCGAACCCACGGCCGCGCGUUUUAGGACUUUGAAGGCUCAACCAGCUCCGCUCGGUUCUCGAGCCCCCAGCACCCGCGGCGCACACAAACCCGAUCGCUGUAGAGGCGGGAUUUGCGGCCUCGAGAAUGAGCGGCAGGAGCUUCAGCCAAUCGCCGCCGAGGAUCUCCGGGCAGCAGCCAGUGGCGGCAGCGGCGGCGGGGGAAGGGACCAAUGGGCGGGCUGCGCAGCCGGCCAGGGCGGCUCAGCCAUUUGGUUGUGGUGCCGGAGACGGACCCCUUUAGAUUUCUGGGCGGCAGAGGAGCGCGGCCGCUGCUCCGUGGCUGAACGAGGGGGAUGGGAUGGAUGGCGGGGGAAGGGAAGGUGACUACCUCGAGAGCCAAGCCGCCCGGCCUCGCCAGCCCGCCGCCGCCUCGGUGUUUGGCCGGGGGCGGGGCCGCAGGUGCGUUAUACCCGGGGGAGGGGCGCGGCCGGAGGGGUCGGACAGGGGUCCCUGCAGGGCCGGGCCUCGCUGGGCCGCCCUCGGCCCGCGCGCCACCCCAGGGGGUUGCGGAAGAAGGCUGUUGGCGCGAGGUUUGGGAGUCGCGGGCUGCUGGGCAGGCGGAAGGAUAAAAGGCCUGGGAAGAGGGGGGGAUCAAGGGUGCAGCAAAAGGUGUGUUGGGGGGGGGGGAGGCUGAUCAUUUUUUGGGUCCGGCGGGCGGAGCUGGUGGGACUUGGCAGCCGCCCCCCUUAUCCGAGGGCUCGCAUCCCCGGCUCACAGCCCGCGUGCCCCUUCUCCACCCUCGUCCUAGUCCAGCCGCCGCGGCCAUCGCCGCCCCUCGAGUAAUUAAGUAAAUAAAAGCAAGUCGCGUCCACCUUUGGAUGACUAACCUCGUGGUCUCGGCCCUUGCCACGGAGGGGCAUUUCAAAUUGCUGUCAUAUAAGGUCAGUUUGGGAGGCGUGAUCACCAAAAAGGCGCCCAGGAUCUUGUUUAGUCAAUGAAUGAAGACCAAGGCUUAAGAAUUGUGUACGUAUAGGAUAUUAAAAGGUGGGAAAGGAAGGUGCUAACGACUUCUGCUUUCCUGGACCAAACAUAACUUAUGGGCUUUAUAGACCCAAGGAAAGAAAACGGCGCACAGUUUAGUCUAAUCGUCCACCUGGGUCAUAUGGUUCAACUUGGGUUGCCAAAGGCUCUAUUUGGAGCACUUUAUCAGGCCUUUUAUCAGACCUUUCGGUUUGUUUGCUUUGGGUUUUUCGAAUCACAAUCGUAAGAGACCUUAAAACCCUAAUUCCUGCUGUGUUACCAACCUCUAUGUGCAGGCCCAAGAUCUUGGCUGCCUGUGGUUGUUCAUAAAUCAUGGGGGUUAUUAUAAACAGGGAAAGAUACAUCUUGACCCUUCCAUACAACUGUUUUUAAAUGCUUUUAUUUCUACAUGGCUAGACUCUCUCACUGUAAGGAAGUUUUUUUCUGUUUGGAUACAUGUGUUUCUUUUUCAGGGAAGUGGGUUCAAGGGACAGAUAAAUCAGUAUGUAUGUUGCAAAUUUGAAAUGUUGUUACAUAACACCAAUACAGUUUCAUUCGUGGGCAUAUAAAGUUUAGGAGGAAAUAAAAAGUGACAGAAUGUAAAUAAAACACAUACAGAAUGCCUGCUCUGGGGAAGAAACUUGUAGUAACUUUAAUAUUGUAACCUGAUGGGUUACAAAAGUAUUAUAAAAUCCUGCGACUAAGCAUUUUGCUCAGUAAAUUCUUUAAGAUAAAAUAAGUGAAAUUUGAAAAGUGAUCGUGUUCUUUGAGUAGCUUGGAAAUGAGGAAUAAAAAAUUAAAAGUCAUUGUUUAUUAUGGGAAUAAAUAGUAUAGAGUAGUUUAUUUGACUUGACUUAGCUGACAUACGUCUUCCUCAGUGUUGCUAAUCUUAUUGAAGUCAAUUUGUUAUUUUGAAUUUAUUCUUUUUAAAGUUGUACUGGCUUUGUUAUAAAAUGUACUAGAACC